AUGCAUUUGAGAUUGGGAGGUUUCUAUCCGCAUGCCUAUUCCACUGUCGGCACUCCGGACUACAUUGCACCUGAAGUGUUCCAGCACAAAGGUUACACGAAUUCAUGUGAUUGGUGGUCACUGGGAGUCAUCAUGUUUGAGAUGCUGAUCGGUUAUCCUCCAUUCUGCUCCUCAACACCUCAGGAAACAUAUAAGAAAGUGAUGAAUUGGAAAGACGCCCUGUUCUUUCCACACGAAAUGCCCAUUAGUUGGAACGCACGACAUUUGAUCCAGUCAUUUUGUUGCGCACCCGAAUCCCGUCUGUCCAGCCUGGAUGAGAUUCGACGGCAUCCGUUCUUCCACAAUGUGGAUUGGGAACAUAUUCGCGAGCGACCGGCUGCAAUCGCCGUUCAAAUACGAUCGAUAGAUGACACGAGCAAUUUUGACGAGUUUCCCAACGCAGACCUUAGUUGGCCAAAUGUGACGGAUCCGAUGAAAAGCUAUCAGAAGAAUCUGGCAUUCAUCAACUAUACAUACAAAGCAUUUGAUGGUUGGACAAACAACGACCGGAUCCUCGGACAUCAGCUGUUGCAACAGCAACGACAUCAAAGUGCUCUGGCCUCGCGGGAGUUGAUGAGUGCAGUCAGCAUGCCAUCCGCAUCGAGUACGGCGGCCACCAGAUAA
This is a messenger RNA of Echinostoma caproni, 663 nucleotides long. The record is from the annotation of a GenBank genome assembly. NCBI's taxonomy places the organism in Eukaryota, Metazoa, Platyhelminthes, Trematoda, Plagiorchiida, Echinostomatidae.